Rubroshorea leprosula is the source of this 1005-nucleotide messenger RNA. The record is from the annotation of a GenBank genome assembly. NCBI's taxonomy places the organism in Eukaryota, Viridiplantae, Streptophyta, Magnoliopsida, Malvales, Dipterocarpaceae.
GCAGGGUGUCUUGUGAACAAAUUCAAAGCAUAAUAGUUUGUGCAGUUUAGCCACUUCCGGUUAUCAUUUUCCCAAGAAAACGCAUGCAUUUGGAAUUGGUUGAGGAAUGAAGAAUACUUAAAAAAGAAAUCAUUAAAUGCCAGACACCAAAAUAACUUGUUCAUUCAUUUUAUGAAUAUUCCAUAGAUCUUUAGAUUAUCAAUCAGCCAAAACAGUCUAACCCCUGACAAAAAUAGUAAAUAUUACAUUGUUAGAUACUAUUACUAGCCUAGCUCCCUUCACCAGAUUAGCUUCUAGGGCUUCAGUUGCAAUAUCUUUUAAUCAGUUGUCUCAUCUAACACACAACAUGGAUGAAACAGUACUUAUAUCACAACAAUAACUAUGCCAGAAAUUCCAAAAAGAAAGAUAUCCAAUGCAAGAAAUUGAUUAAGGGGUCUCAGUGCUUUGCAGAUUUUAGAAUCGACCUAGCAUCACUUCAUCAAAGGACAUGGUAGUCUAGGAAAAGGGUCUUGUAUCUAGAAAUCAGAAAAGGGUCUUGGAAUAGGGUCAUCUAGAAUUCAGAAAGGGUCUAAUUACCCAAUUUGCAUGCAAAGAGAUCUUGCAAUAGCAAUUCCGUUAAAAUCAAACAUGCAAGACAGAGCAGAGGGAAAAGAAAUGUGUUGUUUUUGCAUCAAUCAUGAACCAGAUUUAAGCCAGAUUGCUGAAGAAGUGACAAUACUUACCACAGCGACAGCAUGUCUAAAUGCUAGCAUUAUCCAUCCAAGUAGAAAAAAGGAUGCUUCAUAUCUCAAACAUUUACCUCUCCUGCACCUCUUCCAGAGAUGACACUGAAUUCAUUGGCAUCAAAAGCUGGCUGGACAAAACAAGAUGUUCGACACUACUACUUCAUUAUUCAAAAGAAAGAAAAGAAAAGCUCCAGCCUAAUUACUGCAAAUCAAGCCUGCAGUGCUAGAAGUUUUAUAUCAAACUAGUUCUAUCAGAUCUUUAUAAAGCUAUAUUAAAUUU